AUCGGUGUUUGCGUUCACGCGAGGUACAAAGAAGUACUGAAGUGUAAGAGUGGAGAAACAAUAACGAGAAGUUGUGAUAAAGUGGCUUGGCUUGAGGAAAGAACAUUUUGGAUGUUCGAGGGCUUCAUGUUUGCCUCGGCGAUCGUUUCUUGUAUCAGUAUACAUUGGAGAGAGGCCGUACACAGUGCUCGUGAGUAAGUAGUGACGAUUGUGACGAAAAGAUAC
Molecule: messenger RNA, 225 nt
Organism: Ooceraea biroi (clonal raider ant)
Lineage: Eukaryota; Metazoa; Arthropoda; Insecta; Hymenoptera; Formicidae
Cellular component (GO): membrane
Source: RefSeq, a predicted model, not a curated record